CGUCAUAAUCACUUUUCUUUUACCUCAUCAACACAUCAAUUACAGAUUCAGGGCACUUCAUCAUGUUUCGACCUGCAAACCCUUUUGACGAGAUUGUCGCCAAUGCAACGAGUGAGACCUUGACAUCCGAGAACUGGGAUCUCAUUCUCUCCAUCUGUGAAAAAGUGAACCGUUCAAGUGAUAAUGCCGGCCGUGAUUGUUUUGCUGCAAUUCAGAAGCGCCUCUACAACAAGAAUGCAAAUGUGAUCCUAUACUCGUUGACUCUGUGUGAAUCACUUGCCAAGAACUGCGGACUGAAGGCUCAACGUGAAAUAUCUUCACGUGCCUUUACUACACUACUUGUCAAGAUCCUUAAUGAAAAGACUACCCAUCCAGCUGUGCGGCAACGGAUAUUGGAAUUGAUUCAACAGUGGGCAUUUGAGUUCCGCGCAGAUCCCUCUUUGGGUAUUAUGGAUGAAACAUAUCAGCAACUUCGUACUCAAUCAAAGUUCAAAUUUCCUUCGCCACAAAAACCUAAAAAAGAACUCAAAAGCGAGGCUGACAAGCGAAAGGAAGAAGAAGAGUUGCAACUAGCAUUGGCGCUCUCUCUAUCUGCGAGCGAGCAUAAUGAGCGGACAUCCGCCACGAGACAAACAAAACAUCCAGAAAUCGCGGAACCUCCAGUUAAGCGAGUACGUGCACUUUAUGAUUUUGAACCAACAGAGAGUGGAGAACUUGGAUUCCAGAAAGACGACAUCAUAGUUGUUUUAGCAACAUCCUAUCAGGAUUGGUGGAAAGGCGAGCUCUACGGACGCCAAGGGAUUUUCCCUGUAAACUAUGUCGAGGAGAUAAAGGAAGGAGAGCAAAAUCAAAAUGGGACUACUAGCGAUGAUGAAGCCCAUGUUCUACAAGAAGCCAAGAACAUUGACGUCCUAAUCCGGAUGUUGCAGAAUGUUGAUCCAAGACGAGAUAAUUUCUCGGACAAUGAACAACUUCAGGAUACAUACAACAAUGUCCUUGGAAUAAGACCUAAGCUUGUGGAGCUGAUCAAGAAACAUGGAGAAAAGAAGGACGAAAUGUUGGCCUUGAGUGAAAAGCUGGCUAGGGCAAGAUCGACCUAUGAGAAGAUGAUGGAACAAUCCAUCGCAAAGUAUAGCAACCCCGGUUACGGUGCCUAUCAAUCGUACGCGCCCAACCCUGCAGCAUCUUACUAUAGUCCUAGCGUUUCCGGACAAACUGGGCAGAACAGAAAUACGUACUCGACUACACCAUAUCAUCUACCGCAACAACAACAGCCAUAUGGCCCUGGGCCGGUAGUGAGUCAAGCUACUCUUGGACAGUAUCAGCAGGACACUCAGUAUGCACCGUACACACCCCAGAUUAGCCAACAGCAGCUACCGCUACAGCAGUUACCGCUACAGCAGCAACCACUUCAACAGCAGCCAAUCCAACAACAACCAAUCCAACAACAGCAACAAUCCCAGCAACAGCCCCAACAGAUUCAACCUCCUAGUUAUGAUCAAGUAUAUCACAAUCAGACACCAUCACAAUCACAGGCACCCAUAGAUCCUAAUCUCAAUAAUACUCAGCAACUUCAGCAGCAAGGUCAGCCUUUCUCGCCCCAACCUCUUCAGCAGCAGCCAGUGCAAGCACCGUACCAAGGAUACCAACAGCAACAGCAGCCCAUGUCAGGAAAUGAUUUUCAGCCUCAGCAGCAACAACAACAAGCAUAUGUGCCCCAAUCAACGCCUUUUGUAGCGCCAACCAAUGGCUAUGCUCCCCAGCCUCAAUUUGCUCCUGCAGCUCCUGCAGCUCCUGCAUUCCAAUAACUAUUUUCUUAAUGUUUGCAAGCAAAACUAAGUAGCCUCAAGAAGAAGGAGAAAAAAAAAAUUUUUUUUAUUCAAG
Molecule: messenger RNA, 1884 nt
Organism: Lobosporangium transversale
Lineage: Eukaryota; Fungi; Mortierellomycota; Mortierellomycetes; Mortierellales; Mortierellaceae
Exons: 7
Coding region: 63-1808 (581 amino acids)
Biological process (GO): protein transport to vacuole involved in ubiquitin-dependent protein catabolic process via the multivesicular body sorting pathway
Cellular component (GO): ESCRT-0 complex
Molecular function (GO): ubiquitin binding; phosphatidylinositol binding
Source: RefSeq, a predicted model, not a curated record